Camellia sinensis is the source of this 555-nucleotide messenger RNA. Lineage: Eukaryota; Viridiplantae; Streptophyta; Magnoliopsida; Ericales; Theaceae. The record is from RefSeq and is a predicted model, not a curated record.
AUGGCUAGAACAUGGUAUAUUGCUAAGGGAAAUGGCAUAUUGCAACAUCAUCAGCUGAUUGAUGAGUUUGAGAAUGUUGUUGGAGAAGAUGGAGUCAUAUCCUUUUUGCUUGCACACUUGAUUAAUACAUCACAAUUGCAGGAAGCUAUAGUUCUACCCCCAUUUGUGGCAAUAACAAUUCGCCCAAGACCUGGUGUUUGGGAAUAUGUUCGUGUCAAUGUGUAUGAACUGAGUGUGGAACAAUUAAGUGUUUCAAAAUAUCUUUGCUUCAAAGAAGAACUUGUGGAUGGAGAGUUCAAUGAAAAUUUUGUGCUAGAACUUGAUUUUGAGCCAUUCAAUGCAACAUUUCCUAGACCAACUCGGUCAUCUUCCAUUGGCAAUGGGGUUCAAUUUCUCAAUCAUCACCUGUCUUCAAUCAUGUUCCGUAAUAAAGAAAGUUUGGAGCCUUUGCUUCAUUUUCUUCGCACCCACAAACAUAAUGGUCUUGCUGAAAUUUUGAUCUGUCAGAUGAGGCUUAUUGUCCAGGAAUUGUUGGAUGUUAAUUUUGGUUUCUGA